AUGUCAAGUUCGGAGGUGAAAGAGGCUAAUUCGCCUUCAUCGGACGAAUCUCGAGAAGCCGGUGAUCGCAGAUCUUUGGCAUGCAGUGAGUUGAGUUACAGAGCUUAUAAUGAUGAAGACUCCGAUAAACCAAUGUUUGAGAUAGGUCGAGAUGUGGCACACUUGAAGUCAGGUACAAGCUUUAAUGCGGAGACAACUUCACAGAUCUGUUCUUUGGCUCGGACACUUUCGCGGAGAAUUAGUAAGGAAGACGCGGGAAAGAGAGAUCCUAAUGCUUUCAAUGCGGAAAACAUUCUGUCUCGGUUUGUUAAUGAUGCUUCUGAUCAGGGGAUCCACUUUAGGAAGACUGGUGUGAUUUUGGAGGACGUUGGCGCUGAGGGCGAUGAUGAGAGCGCUCUUGAAGGAGUCACGUUUGGUAACAUUCUUUGCCUGCCGCUUACCAUCUACAGGGGGAUCAAGGCGAGAAAGAACCGCAAGAUGAGAAAGAUCCUGCGGGGCGUACACGUUUUGGCCAAGCCGGGCGAAAUGGUGUUGGUACUGGGUAGACCGGGCGCCGGUUGUUCUUCUUUGCUGAAGACUACGGCAGGCGUGAUCGAUCAGUUUUCUGGCGGUGUAAGUGGUUCUAUCUCAUACGAUGGUAUUCCACAAGCUGAGAUGAUGAAGCAUUUCAAAUCGGAUGUUAUAUACAAUGGAGAGCUGGAUGUGCAUUUUCCUUACCUGACCGUGAAGCAGACUUUGGAUUUUGCCAUCGCCUGCAAGACGCCUGCAAGAAGAGUCAACAAUGUUUCUAGACAAGAAUACAUCGAGCACACCAGAGAUUUUUACGCGACGAUCUUUGGUCUCACUCACACUUACGAUACACGGGUGGGUAACGACUUCGUGAGAGGUGUCUCUGGUGGUGAAAGGAAGCGUGUUUCGAUCGCUGAGGCGGUCGUCGCCAGAGGCUCCGUGUAUUGCUGGGAUAACGCUACGAGGGGUUUGGAUGCCUCUACUGCUUUAGAGUACGCCAGGGCCAUUCGUAUCAUGACAAAUUUGCAGCAGUCUACCGCUUUUGUCACCAUCUAUCAGGCAAGUGAGAAUAUUUACAAUACAUUCGACAAAGUUACCGUACUGUAUGCGGGCAGACAAGUGUAUUUUGGUGCAAUCGAGGACGCUAAAGAUUAUUUUUGGAGAAUGGGAUACGAAUGUCCUGCGAGACAGGAUACCGCAGAGUAUCUGACGGUCUUGACGGAUCCUAACGGUUUGCACCAGAUCAGACCGGGUUUCGAGAAAAGAGUACCCAGAACGGCCGAAGAAUUUGAAAAGUACUGGCAAAAUUCACCCGAAUACGCUCAGUUACUGAAAGAUAUUGAAGAAUAUAAGGCCAACGUUGACACAGAAAAGACUAGACAGAUCUACCACGACUCGAUGGUACAGGAGAAAUCCAAGCAUGCGCGGAAAAGCUCUUACUAUACCGUUUCAUAUUGGAAACAGCUGCAAUUGUGUACCCAGAGAGGAUUCCAGAGAAUUUACGGCAAUAAAUCCUAUACCGUGAUCAACAUCGUUGCAGCAGUGAUACAGGCAUUCAUAGUGGGAUCUCUGUGUUACAAUACCCCAUCCUCCACAAGUGGCGCCUUUACAAGAGGUGGUGUCCUUUAUUUUGCUUUGUUGUAUUACUCAUUGAUGGCUUUAGCAAAUAUCACUUUGGAUUACAGACCAAUUCUUCAGAAACACAAGAACUAUUCCCUGUACCAUCCAUCGGCAGAGGCACUUGGUGCUAAUAUCGCGGGUUUCCCCUUCAGAAUGAUUGGUUUGACCUUGUUUAUCAUCAUAUUGUAUUUUCUAGCUGGUUUGCACACUAGUGCUGGGAGUUUCUUCAUCGUUUACCUCUUUUUAACUAUGUGUUCCGAAGCCAUCAAUGGACUCUUUGAAAUGAUCACCGCUGGUUGUGAUACAAUUUCUCAGGCCAAUGCAAUUGCCGGUAUUUUGAUGAUGUCCAUUUCAAUGUACUCAACUUAUAUGAUUCAAUUGCCCUCAAUGCACCCUUGGUUUAUUUGGAUUGCCUAUAUCUUGCCCAUCAGAUACGCUUUCGAGUCCAUGCUAAAUGCUGAGUUCCAUGGUAGACAUAUGGACUGUGGUGGUGGUGUUAUUCCAUCUGGUCCGGGAUACGAAAAUGUCACUGCCAAUGAAAAAGUUUGCGCAUUUGUAGGUUCCCAACCAGGCCAGUCUUGGGUUUUAGGGGAUGACUAUCUGAAAAUACAAUUCGAGUACGAAUACAAGCACACAUGGAGAAAUUUUGGUAUCUUAUGGUGCUUCUUAAUUGGUUAUAUUGCAAUCAAAGCCAUCAUUACCGAAAUUAAACGCCCAGUCAAGGGAGGUGGUGAUGCUUUGAUCUUCAAAAAGGGCCACAAAGCAUUGGCCAGAAAGGCAAGGCUUGACGACGAAGAGGCUGCCGAUAACAUGAACAUCGCAGACGUUAAAGAGAAGUUGUCGAAUGGAGAAAGCAUUAUUUCAAGUCAAGCCAAUGCGGAUGCAUUCGAAGAAUUGCAAAGUAGCGGUGUUUUCAUAUGGAAAAAUGUGAACUAUACGAUUCCUUAUAGGGGAGGCAUGAGGCAGCUUUUGGACAAUGUAUCCGGUUACUGCGCUCCAGGUACCAUGACUGCGCUAAUGGGAGAAUCGGGUGCUGGUAAGACAACGCUUUUGAAUACUUUAGCACAAAGGAACGUCGGGAUCAUUACAGGAGACAUGCUAGUUAACGGGUGUCCAAUUGACGCUAGUUUCGAGAGAAGGACGGGAUACGUCCAGCAACAAGAUUUGCACAUAGCUGAAAUGACUGUUAGAGAAUCUUUGAUAUUUUCAGCUCGUAUGCGUCGGAAUCAGUCCGUCCCAGAUAAAGAAAAGCUUGAGUUCGUCGAAAAGAUUAUUGACAUUUUGGACAUGAACGAAUACGCCGAAGCUCUAGUUGGUGAACUGGGAGCUGGUUUGAAUGUUGAGCAGAGGAAAAAGUUAUCGAUUGGUGUCGAAUUGGUUGCAAAACCAGAUCUUCUUUUGUUUUUGGAUGAACCAACAUCUGGGCUUGACUCCCAAUCAGCUUGGGCGAUCGUUCAGAUUUUGAGAAAGCUGACGGCCGCUGGUCAAUCAAUCUUGUGUACCAUCCAUCAGCCCUCAGCUACCCUUUUCGAACAGUUUGACAGACUCCUACUGUUGAAAAAGGGUGGUCAAACAGUUUACUUUGGCGAUGUGGGUCCCAACUCAUCCACUUUGUUGGAUUAUUUUGAAAGAAGUGGUGCCAGAAAAUGUCACAAGAGCGAAAAUCCUGCUGAAUAUAUUUUGGAAGCAAUUGGCGCGGGCGCAACCGCUAGCGUCGACGAAGAUUGGCACGAAAUUUGGAAGAACUCUCCAGAGUUUAAGGCCAAUGAAGAAAAGAUUGAAAGCAUGAUGAGAGAGCUAUCCUCUAAGGAGAAGGACUCUGCAAAAUCUAAGGAAGAUGUCAGGAAAUAUGCCACGGGAUACUUCUACCAGUUCAAGCACGUCUACUGGAGAACAGCUACCAUCUUCUGGAGAGACGUGAACUAUCUAAUGUCCAAACUCAUGUUGAUGCUGGUUGGCGGUCUGUACGUCGGUUUUACAUUUUUUGAUGUUGGUAACAGUUAUACCGGUUUACAAAACACUUUGUUCGCUACGUUUAUCUCUAUCGUUCUAUCCGCGCCAGCCAUGAAUCAAAUCCAAGCUCGUGCUUUGGCUUCCAGGGAGCUGUUUGAGGUUAGAGAGUCUAAAUCUAAUAUGUUCCACUGGUCUCUACUGCUAAUAUCCCAAUAUCUAUGUGAGAUCCCCUAUCAUUUUGUGUUCUCCACUAUUUACUUUGUCAGCUUCUACUUCCCAUUGAAAAACUUCUUUGAGGCGUCAAGAUCGGCGGUUUUCUUCUUGAAUUACUCUAUUGUGUUCCAACUAUACUAUGUCGCCCUAGGUCUAAUGGUCUUAUACAUGGCACCUAACCUGCCUUCUGCUGCUGUGAUGAUGGGCCUGGUUCUUUCUUUCUUAUUGUCGUUCUGUGGAGUUGUUCAGCCGCCAUCACUGAUGCCAGGUUUCUGGACUUUUAUGUGGAAAGUUUCGCCAUACACCUACUUUGUCCAAAACUUACUGGGCAUAGUGUUACAUGGCAAGAAAGUCGUCUGUAAACAAAAGGAGCUCUCCUUCUUCGAUGCGCCCAGCGGCAUGACUUGCGGAGAAUACAUGGAACCUUUCCUUUCCAGGGCCACUGGUUACAUUCAGAAUCCAAACGCAACAGAAAACUGUGCUUAUUGUCAGUUCUCGGUUGGAGAUGAUUACUUGACAAGGAUAAGUGCGAGCUAUUCGUACCUAUGGAGGAAUUUCGGUUUCUACUGGGCUUACAUCGGCUUCAACCUUUGCGCCAUGAUCGGGAUCUACUACAUGUUCCAUGUGAGGAAAGUUGGCUUGAUUGAUUUCGGCGCCAUCAAGAACAUUUUGUCCACGGUUAAGAGCAAGAUGCCUUUUAGCAGAAGGAAGAUAAGUUCUGCUCAAUGA
Messenger RNA from Torulaspora globosa, 4524 nucleotides. RefSeq names its product pleiotropic drug resistance family ABC transporter. Gene Ontology annotation, biological process: transmembrane transport. The transcript has a single exon. The record is from RefSeq and is a predicted model, not a curated record. NCBI's taxonomy places the organism in Eukaryota, Fungi, Ascomycota, Saccharomycetes, Saccharomycetales, Saccharomycetaceae. Gene Ontology annotation, cellular component: membrane. Bases 1 to 4524 code for a protein of 1507 amino acids. Gene Ontology annotation, molecular function: ATP hydrolysis activity; ATP binding; ABC-type transporter activity.